This is a messenger RNA of Rhodotorula toruloides NP11, 972 nucleotides long. RefSeq names its product MFS transporter. NCBI's taxonomy places the organism in Eukaryota, Fungi, Basidiomycota, Microbotryomycetes, Sporidiobolales, Sporidiobolaceae. Bases 1 to 972 code for a protein of 323 amino acids. Gene Ontology annotation, molecular function: transmembrane transporter activity. The record is from RefSeq and is a predicted model, not a curated record. The transcript is spliced from 9 exons. Gene Ontology annotation, biological process: transmembrane transport.
AUGAGCUUCUACAGCAUCGCAACCUUCGCAGGGCCAGCCCUCGGCCCCAUCAUCGGCUCCUUCGCCGCCUACCGCCUGAGCUGGCACUGGGCAUUCAUCAUCCCCUGCCUCUUCUCCGCCGCGCUCUGCAUCGCCGUCAUCUUCUUCCUCCCCGAGACCUACCCACCCGUCCUCGUCUCCCGCCUCGCACGCCAACUCCGCAAAGAGACAGGCGACGACCGCAUCCGCUCGGCGCUCGAGUUGGCGGAAAUGAAGAGUCGUGGGACGCCGAGGAUUCAGCGUUUCAGAGCAGAGGCUUGGAGGUUGUUGGGCACGCCUAUAGUGAUGAUCUCGACCGAACCGAUCGUGGCGGCUGUCGCGGCGUUUGCGAGCUGUUGCUACGCACUUAUUUAUCUCCUCUUCGAAGGCUACCCCGUCAUCUUCAGCGAAGUCCACCAUCUCGGACCAGGCUACUCCUCCCUUCCCUUCCUCUCCAUCCUCGUCGGCGCCAUCAUCUCCGUCCCGGUCACGCUCUGGUAUCAAAAGCUCUACCUGCGAGAUGUCAAGCGCGAAGGCCGGCAUACGCCCGAACAACGACUUCCGCCUGCGCUCGCCGGCGGUCCGAUGAUCGUCGUCUCGUUCCUCUGGCUUGGAUGGGGCGGCUACAAGCCGCAUGUGCAUUGGAUCGUCCCAACGCUGUCGGGCGUCCUGCAAGGUGUUGGAAGUGUCUUGAUCUUCCGCUCGAUGCAGACGUACCUCAUCGACGCCUACGAGCGCAACGCCGCCUCAGCACUCGCAUCCAACGUCGUCACCCGCUCCAUCGCAGGCGCCCUCUUCCCUCUCUUCGCCCCAGCACUCUUCCACCGCCUCGGCGUCCAAUGGGGCUGCACGCUCCUAGCGGGUUGCAUGCUCCUCCUCGUGCCCGUUCCCUUCCUCUUCGAGCGGUACGGCGAGCGAUUGAGACGACGGAGUCGGUUCGCGCCUGGACGAUAG